This is a messenger RNA of Vitrella brassicaformis, 1564 nucleotides long. The record is from the annotation of a GenBank genome assembly. NCBI's taxonomy places the organism in Eukaryota, Vitrellaceae.
CGAUCAUGUAUGUGUGUCUGUGUGUGUGUCUGUGUGUGUGUCUGUGUGUCUGUGUGUGUGUCUGUGUGUGUGUCUGUGUCUGUGUGUGUGUCUGUGUGUGUGUCUGUGUGUGUGUGUGUGUCUGUGUGUGUGUCGAGUAUACGUACACGAAUGCUGUUCCCUGUACAAGCGUGCUUUUAUGCCCUGAGCAGCUGUCCUUUCUUCCACUGAUGUUGCCUGACUGAUGUUUGUAUCAUGACUCGGGUCAAGACCACAAGACGGCUGCUCGAGGGUCCGAAUGCAGAGAAGCAGGUGCGCACUCUAGAUCUGUGUCUCGUGUGCUUGUCCCAUUCUGCUUGAUUCUGCUUUUGCUGUAGGCGGUGCUCCGUCGCUGCGGCAAGCCCAACCGACUGAUUCUUCAGAAGAAUGCUUCUCUGUUUGCUCGGGCUGUCAACAUCGGCCGCACUUUUCUACGCGUGACCACUGGCGGGCUGCUGUGUGCAGACCACAACACCAACAAUCAGCAGCGUCGUGUCAGCUGUUCGGCUCAGCAAGCACAGCACGACGUGAGUGAUAGAAUGGGUCACAGACACUCAGAAAAGCGACCAAUCACUCAAUCAUGCACUGCGUCUGUGUGUAGGAUGAUGGUGAGGAUUUGAUCACAUUCGACGGCUCCCCGACGCAGUCACACCACCACCACCUCCCAGCAGCAGCAGCAGCACCCAGCCACUCCCGCCGUAUCGACAUUCACUCUCUGCGUCUCUCUCAACACACACGCGGCACUCGCUUGUCGGGUCGUCUGCUCUUCAGCCCCUCAUCUGUCAGCUCGCGUGCGUUCCACAGUGCCCAAUCCAACCAGUCGUGGUUCGAUGAGUGCAUGGGCGAGGGAGCGACAGAGGGCGAGGGGGCGGCCGAGGGAGACGAGGGCUCUGCUGACGAGGACAAGGGCGACUCGUGUCGCCUCUGCUGGGCUCGGCUGACCGAAGAGGCGUUUCACUGGUGCGCAUCGAUCAUGUGCGUGUCCAUCUGUGUGUUGUGUUGUGUUGCGUUGUGUUGUGUUGUGUACAGGACGGAGGACACAACUCUGUUCACGCUCGAGUGCGGCCACACCUUCCACACAGCCUGCCUCAAGGAGAAGACAUGUGAGUGUGGCUGGCUGACAUAUACACGCCCUUCGCUCAUGAAUGUCUCUGUGUGUGUAUUGUCCCCUUUCCAGCCCGUCGCGAGACCAUGAGACGCCAGCUGUGUGACGUGUGCUAUGCGCCCAUCUCGGCCACAGACAAACUCACCAUCGCCAAGCAAUUCAAACAAGUCGACAAGGCAGUAAGCAGACCCCACGUGCACUGUUUCUCACCUGCACCUCAGAUCGAAGGGGAUGUGUGUGUGUGUGUGUGUGUGUGUGUGUGUGUUAGGCUCGAGCGAAGCACAAGAGGCCGCCCAAGUGAUGAGGAGUGUGUCCAUCCAUGGCACAUCGCACCGAUACAUGACAUACAAACCUGACAGAACGCGUCUGUGACAUUCGUGAAGUGUGCGUCCGACUGAAGUGUGUGCGCAUGGAUCUGUCUGGUUGAGGGGUCAUGACGCG